Linum trigynum is the source of this 1062-nucleotide messenger RNA. The record is from the annotation of a GenBank genome assembly. NCBI's taxonomy places the organism in Eukaryota, Viridiplantae, Streptophyta, Magnoliopsida, Malpighiales, Linaceae.
AUGACGGUGGACGACGUCAACUCCAUAUACGUCGGAGGGCUCCCUUACAGCGCCACCGAAGAGACCCUUCGCAGGGUCUUCAGUUUCUACGGCGCCAUCGUCGCCGUCAAGAUUAUCAAUGACCGUGCGACAAGGGGGAAAUGCUAUGGCUUUGUUACUUUCAGGAAUCCAAGAUCAGUGUUUGGGGCUAUUGAUGAUAUGAAUGGCAAGCCUAUUGACGGGAGACCGGUGAGAGUGAACAGCGUAACGACGAGAGGAAGAGCAAAUUUUGGCCGGGAACAUUUCCGACAUGAUGUAGAGAGGAGAAUGGAUUGGGAAAGGAAUAGAGACCGAGAAAGGGAUUAUGAUGAUGUUGAUGAUAGGGACAGAUAUCAUGAGCAAUACAGUGACAGGUCAAGAGAACAUGAUCGGUCCUGGGACCCUGACGGGGGUAGAGAAAGAGAAUAUGAGCGUAUGCAUGAGCAUGAGCAUGAGCAUGAUCAUGAUCGCUCUGGGGAUGGAUACAUGGAUAGAGAUCAAAUCCAAGACAGAGUCGAAAGUGAACAAGACCCUGGUAGAGAUGUUGGUUGGAACUGGGAAAGAGGCCGUGAUUCAGGUUCAAUAGGCAGGGAGGUGGAUGGGAGCAAUGAUGAUGAUAGAAUUGUUGACAAGGAUCAGCUCUCAAGGAAGCCAAAUGGUUCAACGUACAACGACAGGUCUACCAGGGAUAUUUCAUCUGAACUUGGUGAUGAUUAUGAUGAUGAUGAGCUGAAAGUACAGCUUGAGAGAUCAAUCCAGACACAUGACGAUCUGAAAAAGGAGGUUUCCAUAAUGGAAGGAAGGUUAGAAGACAAACAAGAACUUGUGUCUGGCUUGCAGAGAAAAGCUAAGAAACUGGAAGAUGCAUUGGUUGGUGCCAAAAGGCGCACAUCCCAGCGGAAGGCACAGUUGGCCAAGCUCCACAAGUGUUACAUGCAAAUGAAGGAAUAUACUGAAAGACUUAAAAGCACCGAACAUGAGCUUCAGGCUCUCGUUGAUUCAACACUGAUAGAAAGUGAUGCUGGUGGGGAAGUCGAGUAUUGA